Molecule: messenger RNA, 1749 nt
Organism: Corythoichthys intestinalis (scribbled pipefish)
Lineage: Eukaryota; Metazoa; Chordata; Actinopteri; Syngnathiformes; Syngnathidae
Gene: agpat2
Product: 1-acylglycerol-3-phosphate O-acyltransferase 2 (lysophosphatidic acid acyltransferase, beta)
Exons: 6
Coding region: 240-1064 (274 amino acids)
Biological process (GO): phosphatidic acid biosynthetic process
Cellular component (GO): endoplasmic reticulum; membrane
Molecular function (GO): 1-acylglycerol-3-phosphate O-acyltransferase activity
Source: RefSeq, a predicted model, not a curated record
CCGUCCCGGAAAUGGGGGCGCAAGACAGCGGAUGACGACGAAGACCGUGUGCUGGACUCCACCUCGCAACAGAUGAAUAACGGUACACGGUCGUCUCAAGAAUCGAAAGGACGAGAAAGUACCAACUAUCGUAUUAUGUUCGCCCGGCUCGAGUCGCCUCGCCUUCGCCGAGUAGCGUGAGCGGAGCCCCGGCCAACCCGACCGACCGACCUAUCGCUCCCGCUUUCCACUUCCCCGCUAUGGAUGUUCUGCUGUGGAUGGCCCCGCUGCUGGUGCCGCUCGCGGUGCUGCUGCUGCUGUGGAGCAGCCGUCAAGCUUUGGUGUUUUAUUUUAAAACAUGCUUCUAUGUGGCCUGGAUGAUGGUUCUGGCGUUAGUGGCUAUCCCGCUGUGUGUACUCAAAAGCGGCGGCAGAGACGUCGAGAACAUGAGGAUUAUCCGCUCCCUUGUUCGGCACGUCAAGUAUUUUCUGGGCCUGCGAUUCGAAGUCAGCGGCUGGGAGCACCUCCAGACCCCGGGCCCCUACGUCAUCAUCUCCAACCACCAGAGCUCCCUAGAUGUUUUGGGCCUUAUGGAGAUCCUGCCCGACCGCUGCACCAUGAUCGCUAAGAAGGAGCUGAUCUACGCAGGCACGGUGGGUAUCGUUUGCUGGCUGGGCGGCAUCGUCUUCAUCAACCGAAAGAAGACCAGCGAUGCCAAAAGCGUCAUGGCCGACGCCGCCAAAACUAUGUUGGACGAGCAGAUCCGUCUGUGGGUGUUUCCUGAGGGAACACGCAACCAGAGAGGAGACCUGUUGCCCUUCAAAAAAGGCGCAUUCCAUUUGGCUGUGCAAGCGCAAGCACCAAUCAUUCCGGUGGUCUUCUCCUCUUACAGUAACUUCUACCUACGGAAAGAGAAGCAAUUCAGAUCAGGAACCAUUCGGUUGAAGAUCCUCCCAAAGAUCGAAACCAAGGGCAUGACGUCAGAGGACGUCGCGUCCCUCGCUGACAAAUCCUUCGACACCAUGCGCUCGGCCUUCCUGGACAUCUCGGGUUUGUCGCGCUCCAAUGGGCCCGUCAGGCACUGAGCGCCUGCCGUUUUCUCAACCUCAGUCUCCCCUCCUCUCCGAGCCCGCUGACACUUAUCUCUCCGUUACUCUUCCGCAACGAGGCGAAGGGUCCACGUUCGGGUCCGGGUUGGCGCAGUCCCGACCCUCGCGUGUCCGCGAGCGGAGUGACGGACGCCCGGCCGGCCUGCUCUUCGGACCUGCGUGUUUUUUUCGUGCAUGCCUUUGUGCGUUUUUCACUUUGGAUGCAGUUUUUUUUUUCUUAUGUUGCCUUUUUGUUGCGGUUAUCCUGGGACGCGGUGGAGGGCCGCUCGACACAAUGAUUUCUUCGGACAUGCCGGGAAGUGGAGGUAUGGAGAGUAUUAACUCUUUGGAUGCCGUAAGUGGCAGCCAAUAAGUUAGCGUUUUCACUAUAAAUGUUCUUUUGUUGACUAUCACAACGCAUACUCUGUGAAUACAAACAUGAACAUUUACUACAAGUCCCUCUAUUUUGAAAUGGAUGGGAUGUCUAUUGCCAUCAGUGGCAGCCAAUAAGUUAAGUGUUUUCUUUUUUUUAAGUAAUUACCACAACACUUUGAAUACAGACAUGAACAUUUGCUACCAGUCCUUCCGAGCUGAAAUGUAUUGGACGUUCAUCUCCGUCGAUGGCAGCCAGUGAGUUCUCUGAUGUUGUGGAGUGACAAUAAAGAAACGAGACUGCACUUGU